AUGAGCUCUAGUCUUUCUUCUACAUCUCGAAGUCGGCGGACAAGAUCCACAGCAGCGACGAGUGUUGGCUCCAAAACCAGGAAAUCUUCUGCAUAUAACGACGAUUUCGAACAACAUCUUGUCGACCACGGUAUAUAUCCUGAAGGAUAUGAGCAUCCCGAGAGUUGCUCCACCCCCGAGCCCGCCAAUUCGAGCCUAACCCAUCAAGAGCUACUCAAUUCCAGGGCCUCUCUAUCGCCGUCGGUCUUCACUGAGUCGGUAUUCCGUGACUUUAAACGGAAGAACAAGACUAAAUCAGAGGGUAGUGUAAUGCGUAAUGUGAUUCCAAUGAUCGCUGGGAGCACAAAUAUCGCAAACGAGGGUGAUAUGCCGUUCACGAACCUCCUUUCGCUUACCGAUGAUUCCACGGUAAAGGUGGUACCAGACUUCUUUGACGGAGCAAGAGCCAGCGAAGUCCAUGGUAAAGUUAGGCAUACGCUUAACGAGCUCAUUGUUCCCACAAAGCAUGCGAACGUUCCAAUUGCCCCCAACUUCUUCCUAGAAGCCAAGGGCCCAGACGGAGGCGCUUCCGUAGCCCAGCGGCAAGCUUGUUACGAUGGAGCCCACGGAGCCCGCGCUAUGCACGCUUUACAGAACUACCAAGAGACGGAGCCAAUAUUUGAUGGCAAUGCAUACACCUAUAGCUCGACCUACCAUUCUGGCACAGGUACUCUUCAGCUCUAUGCUCAUCACGUUACAGCGCCUGCUGCCGUCAAUGAGAGGCCCGAGUACCACAUGACCGAGAUCGAUGGAUGGCAAAUGACAGGCAAUAUUAACUCCUUUCGGCGCGGAGCGAUCGCGUUUCGGAACGCUAGAGAUUUGGCGCAACGACACCGGAACUCCUUUAUUCAAGCCGCGAAUGCCAGAGCCACCCAGGCGAUGCCAGUCGUGCAGGAAGACGUUGCUGAGACGCACGAAGGCCUCGAUGACUCUCCUACCCCUCACGACUCCAGAGAUGAUCCAGCAUACAUGACCCGGCAGGAUGCGGAUGACACGCUUCAGCAACAGCUUGCCUUUGAAGAUGAAACUGAAGCGAUAUCUACUUAUGUGGACGAAGGCUCGCCAAAUUCAGGCCAGGAACUAGAACCACCAACUCUCAGCAAAGCUCCGACGCAGAAACGUUCCAGACAUUCCACAAGUCCGCCGUCUUCUUCCAAGAGAACUCUCUCGUCUCAAGGUUGA
This is a messenger RNA of Metarhizium acridum CQMa 102, 1221 nucleotides long. RefSeq lists its product as uncharacterized. The record is from RefSeq and is a predicted model, not a curated record. NCBI's taxonomy places the organism in Eukaryota, Fungi, Ascomycota, Sordariomycetes, Hypocreales, Clavicipitaceae.